Molecule: messenger RNA, 2675 nt
Organism: Girardinichthys multiradiatus
Lineage: Eukaryota; Metazoa; Chordata; Actinopteri; Cyprinodontiformes; Goodeidae
Product: ceramide synthase 2-like
Exons: 10
Coding region: 38-1252 (404 amino acids)
Biological process (GO): ceramide biosynthetic process
Cellular component (GO): membrane
Molecular function (GO): DNA binding; sphingosine N-acyltransferase activity
Source: RefSeq, a predicted model, not a curated record
UGCAAAACAAAACAUCUCCAUCUCUCCUUUCUUCAGGAUGGAGGCCUUGUUAAACGAGUGGCUGUGGCAGGAGGAGUACUGGCUUCCUCCUGGCAUCAGCUGGCAGGACAUCAAGACGAAGGAUGAGGAUGGCCGUUUUCCUCUGCCCAGGGAUCUCCUCAUCACGUUGCCACUGGCCUUUGUCUUUAUAGCCCUGAGAUAUGUAUUUGAGAGGAUCAUCGCCAUUCCUUUUAGCAAAUGUUUAGGUGUGAAGGAUCGAAUUCGGAUUCAAGCUCCAUCUAUCCCAAAGCUGGAUGCCUUCUACAAACACAUCAGUGGACAACCAUCACAAAGUCAAGUGGUGAGUUUGGGGAGACAAUGUGGACUAUCUCAAAGAAAGAUUCACACCUGGUUCAGACACAGAAGGAACCAGGACCGACCCAGCAGCACAAAAAAGUUCUGCGAGGCAUCUUGGCGGUUUGUGUUCUACAUCGUCUCCUUUGCAGCAGGACUCGGCUCGCUGAUUAAUACUGCCUGGUUCUGGGAUCCCAGAGAGUGCUGGACGGGAUAUCCCAAACAGCCUGUGGCAGAUGCUCAUUACUGGUAUUACAUCUUGGAGCUGAGUUUCUAUCUGUCCCUGCUGCUAAGUGUUUCAGUGGAUGUCAAGCGAAAGGAUUUUAAGGAGCAGGUGGUUCAUCACAUCGCCACUAUAUUUCUUAUCGGAUUCUCCUACUGCGCCAACUAUGUGAGGGUUGGCACGCUGGUGAUGCUGGUGCAUGAUUCCUCGGACUUCCUUCUCGAGUCUGCCAAGAUGUUUCACUACGCAGUGUGGACAAGGACAUGUGAUUCGCUGUUUGUCAUAUUUGCUGUGGUCUUCCUGGUUACAAGACUAGUGGUGUUUCCUUGCAGAAUUGUCCAUACAACCAUGGUGGUGUCGCUUGAGUUUUUCCAGCCUUUCUUUGGUUAUUAUUUCUUCAACGCUCUGCUGCUGGUUCUGCAAGGACUGCACAUCUUCUGGGCCUACCUCAUCCUGCGCAUGGUGUACAAGUUUGUCUUCACGGGCAAGGUGGAACGAGAUGAACGCAGUGAUGAGGAAAGUGAGGUGGAUGAACGUGACAAAGAAGAGGAACCUGAGGAAGAGGAGGGUGAGCACAACUGUGAGCAAAGGAAAGAGACAAUUAACCCCAAGCUGACAUCGCUAGCAAACAACUGUGUCCUGAACAACUUGACCAACCAGAGGAAUCUAAACAGCAGGCUCCGAAAAGCCAGAUAGUGGACUCUCCUUCCCUUCUGCUUACUAGAGAUAAACUCAAUCUUUUGUGUGUCUGUAUCCAGCACUGUUCAUGAACCAUUUCAGGUUAGGGUAGGUCUGAAUCCUUCUUUUCUUCAAAAAUAGAGCAUCAAAGCACAGAUGACUGUAGAGCUUUACAACCAGUCUGAGUCUUACAGGAAUCACCAUCAAACAGCUACUUACAAGGAAACCGUAAGAUGUAUUUAACGUCUAACUGUAGUUUGUAAAUGGUUUGUUUUUAUGUACUUUAUUUCUAUUUUAUUGUAAUAACUUGUUUGCAAAUAUCUUAAGGAAAAAAAUCCCUUAUUUCUUCCUUAUUUUUGGAAGCACUGAAGGUUUUUAUAUGAAAUCUACUUGUCAUAUGAUAUGUGGGAUAUAUAUUUAAACAGAACAAAUGUAAGGAUAGCUUUUAUUUUAUUUCACCCCCACAGCUUAUAGUUUGUUGUACAUAUUUAAUAUAAAAUAUUGAUCAUAGGAAGCUGUUUGGAAAACUCCUGAAGUCCAUAGUUCUAAAGUUAGUAUUUGUAGUAAUAUUUGAUUCACUUCCAUUUGUUUCUGUUCGCUUACUAAACAUAUGGCGUCCCCUGGUGUCUAAGAAAGAGAAUAUACUUGUCAAGAGGGCUUCUUUUUUCUUACUAUAUGAUAUUCUUUUUAUCAAACAUUGUACUGCUUCUGAAGAUGUUUACUUGAACCAUAUUUGUGCUUCUUGUUUUCCGACAUUCAUUAAGAAGCUGUUACAAUUUGAGCUGCUGGCCUUUUGUCCCUAUAGCUGCUGGUUUUACCAUAAUUUAGCACUAGAAAUCUGUAUGAAGUCUUUGUUACUUUUCUUGGACAAACAUAUGAGAAAAAUGUAACUGUGAGUGAUACCGCUGGUCAGUAUGUCCUUCAUACGCCAUAAAAAGUGAGUCCAAACAGAGGCGUUUACAUCCCGAAGGUUUAAUGUCACAGAAAAAGAGAUUUUGUUCUUAUGUGUGGCAUAUUUGGCAUGAGUAGCUUACUGAUAGAACAAAGCAUGCAUUUAUCCAGUGAACUGCACAAACCAGAGUCUUUAGUGUUGCAGACAAGCACCGAUAUACUUUAUCAUUCUCUCGCCGUUUCUGAUGUGUUUACUGGAGCUCUAUAAACCACUGGUUGCCGUCACGGUGCACACAUAACACAUCUGCUGCUGUUCUACUAUAUCUGAGAACUGUAUAUAGACUGUAAAUAUUAGGGGGGAGUUAAAAUAAAAAGGGCUGAUUUACUGAAUGACACACAUGUUGAGAUCCUAUUGAGUAUUAUUAUAUUAUUGUUUUAAUACAUUUAUAAGGUGGUUACACUUGACUAUGCUGUAGUGAGUGCAUUGGAUGUUUUGUUUACUGGGUGACUUGUUGAAAAGUUUAAUAAAUUAUUUAUGUUUAAUAAAUAA